Molecule: messenger RNA, 426 nt
Organism: Cynara cardunculus var. scolymus (artichoke)
Lineage: Eukaryota; Viridiplantae; Streptophyta; Magnoliopsida; Asterales; Asteraceae
Product: classical arabinogalactan protein 11
Exons: 1
Coding region: 1-426 (141 amino acids)
Source: RefSeq, a predicted model, not a curated record
AUGGCACACCGAUUGGUCGUUCUUGCCCUGAUCUUCGUGGCCCUUGUCGGCCUUGUUACCGCUGCCAACACGCCUUCUAAAUCCCCGGCUUCUGCCCCCAAAGCAGGGCCGCCACCAAAGGGUGGUGGUUCUGCCGGUGCCCCAAAAGCAUCUGACGGUUCUUCUCCAUCCCCCUCUUCCAAGUCCAGUCCUGCCUCCUCCCCAUCAAGCGGGUCAUCGCCUAGCCCGUCUUCCGAUGGCUCAGCCGCUAGCCCACCUGCACCGGAGUCCGGUGAAGCUCCAGAAUCGUCCGAUGCACCAUCACCGUCAGAUGCAGAUGCAGAUGCAGAUGCACCAGCGUCUGAAGAAUCAGAUCGUGCCACCCCAAAGUUCAAGAUCUCUGCCGCCACGGGUGCUGCCGCUUUCGCCGGAUUCUUUCUCUUCUAG